Gastrolobium bilobum is the source of this 1573-nucleotide messenger RNA. RefSeq names its product GDP-mannose 3,5-epimerase 2. The transcript is spliced from 7 exons. Gene Ontology annotation, molecular function: GDP-mannose 3,5-epimerase activity; NAD binding. NCBI's taxonomy places the organism in Eukaryota, Viridiplantae, Streptophyta, Magnoliopsida, Fabales, Fabaceae. The record is from RefSeq and is a predicted model, not a curated record. The coding region runs from base 111 to 1241 and encodes 376 amino acids.
UUCCUUUCCACUCCCAAUGCCCUCUCACAACACUUCCCACCCUCAUAUCUCAACACAUUAUCUUAAACUCUUUUCUUCUCCGAUCUCUCUCUCUUUUAACUCUGCACAGAAUGGGGAGUACUGGAACUGACUAUGGUGCAUACACCUAUGAGAACCUUGAGAGAGAGCCUUACUGGCCAUCAGAAAAGCUUAGAAUUUCCAUCACUGGGGCCGGGGGUUUUAUUGCGUCACACAUAGCACGCCGCCUCAAGACAGAGGGACAUUACAUUAUUGCUUCUGACUGGAAGAAAAAUGAGCACAUGACUGAGGACAUGUUCUGUGAUGAAUUCCAUCUUGUUGAUCUCAGGGUCAUGGAUAACUGCCUAAAGGUUACUAAGGAGGUUGACCAUGUUUUCAAUCUCGCUGCUGAUAUGGGGGGGAUGGGUUUUAUUCAGUCCAACCACUCCGUCAUUAUGUACAACAACACAAUGAUUAGCUUCAACAUGAUUGAGGCUGGAAGGAUUAAUGGCAUUAAGAGGUUUUUUUAUGCCUCUAGUGCUUGUAUCUACCCUGAAUUUAAACAGUUGGAAACUACUAAUGUGAGCUUGAAGGAGUCUGAUGCAUGGCCUGCUGAGCCGCAAGAUGCAUAUGGGCUAGAGAAGCUUGCAACGGAGGAGUUAUGCAAGCACUAUAACAAAGAUUUUGGAAUUGAGUGCCGCAUUGGGAGGUUCCAUAACAUAUAUGGCCCUUUUGGGACAUGGAAAGGUGGAAGGGAGAAGGCUCCUGCAGCUUUUUGUCGAAAGACACUCACUUCCACUGAUAGAUUUGAGAUGUGGGGAGAUGGAUUGCAAACACGAUCAUUCACAUUUAUUGAUGAGUGUGUUGAAGGUGUACUUAGGUUGACUAAAUCCGACUUCCGUGAGCCAGUAAAUAUUGGAAGUGAUGAGAUGGUCAGCAUGAAUGAGAUGGCUGAGAUUGUUCUUAGCUUUGAGAACAAGAAUAUUCCGAUACAUCACAUUCCUGGCCCAGAGGGGGUUCGUGGUCGUAACUCGGACAAUACGCUGAUAAAAGAGAAACUUGGCUGGGCGCCAACUAUGAAGUUGAAGGAUGGGCUGAGGAUUACAUACUUCUGGAUUAAGGAGCAGCUCGAGAAGGAGAAGACUCGAGGUAUUGAUCUAUCAGUAUAUGGGUCAUCUAAAGUGGUGCAAACCCAAGCCCCAGUUCAACUAGGCUCACUUCGGGCAGCAGACGGCAAAGAAUGAAGUGAAGAGUUGGCUUUUAUAUUGCCAUUUAAUAGAGGUGUCUUGUUAUGGUUGAUUAGCUGUUAAGGUAUAGUUAUGUCUGCAGGUCAUUCAUGUGUAGAACGGAAGCCUUGAUGCUCCUAUUGUAUUUUAUAGUCUUUUUAAGGCACUACUUGAUGCAUAAGGUGGUUAACUACACAAUAAGUUCUAAAUUAUGUCAAUGAGUUUAAGUCAUUGAUUAAUAAGCAUAUAAUUGUUUUCUUGUGAAUUUCAGUGUAAUUGACAUUCAUGGUAUCUCUGAAUGUUUUAUUUAGUUUGCUGCUUGUGGAUAUAUUUAUUAUACUAGCAUAAAA